GGGCUGGGCUUUGAAAGCUCUGUUAUCCCAGAGCCCGACGGCACCAUAUGCCAAUUCAAUCUUUGGGGUAGAGCCAAUGUUAUUGAUAGAUUUUUUCCAAACAUUACGGUAGCUUGGAUCACUAAGGGUGAAUUUUGUCCAUAGAAUUACAUCAGUUGACAUAACGUAACACAUAUGAAUGACCCAUAUAUAUGGCGUGCAUGAUGAAGAGCUAUGUCUGUUGGUCUGCAAGUCCCAGGUUCUCCCUGAUUCUGCUCUCCAAAGAGCUCGAUGCCUGAAAAUUAAACGGAAGAAAGGGGGGGAUACCAGUAGUCUAUCACUCUCUCUUAUGGUGGUUGGGAUGAUCUUUAGUUGAAGUAAUAAAUGUCAAAAGACUUGGGGAAGCAAAAUAUUAUAUGCAAGUUGGAAAGCAUUCUUUUUGUAAGCCAACAAGAUAAAUUCUGUCCAUGAAAUGUGAGUCAAUUGCCCUUUUCAAAAGAAGAUAUUUUUUGACCAUUAUGUUUCAAAAAGGAAUUAAAAAAAACCAAAGACGUGAAGCUAUAGGCCCUCAUUUAAGUUCUGAACUGAGUUAAAUAACUCAUUUACCCUUGGCAUAAAUAAGGUUUAGGCUGAAAUGUUGGCAGUGUCUUUUUCCAAACAACUGUAUGAGGUACCUUGGUUUUCCACGUGACCAGUCAUGGGUAGCAGCCUAAAACUCAGCCAGGUCCCAUGGUUUUCCUGUACUUGAUGGCUGGAAAGUGUUAAGGCCUCUCCAGCAAUUACCUAGUUGCCCAGAUCUCUCCAGGGAUGGCUGGAUAUUUGUACGUUUGUUCAUUUGUUUUUGAUUUUUUAAAUUGUGAUUUUGUUCAUAACAUUAGUGUUAACUCAGAUGUUAUCAAAGAGACAUUAAAAGCCGAGAUCAAGUGACUGGCAUUCAUUCUAGUUUCCAAGAUGGAAGAAACUAAUGAUUUGAAAAAUGCCAUCCCUCUAGAGCAAAAGCACUCUUUUAAAACGUCAGCUGGCAGCAUGACAAGCAAAGCAUGCAUGGUAGAGGUUAGAAUCUCAGGCUCGCAAAUAAGAAACCAUCCCUUCCUUAUAUAGGAGAGGCUAGGCAUGGGGCGAACCCAGGCCCAUCAAACAAAGCUGCAGCUGCCUCUGGCUAAGCUACCAGCUUCUUCCGAGUCAGUGGGUGAAAAAAUCUCAGUUAGGGAGAAAUAGAGAGCAGGAUGGAGAAAACAUCCUGAGAAGUUCCCUGGAAGGUUAUCCUUGGAAAAUAGCCACUAACCAGUCACAUCUCCUGGAUUAUGGUGGGGUAUAGAAAAGCAAUUGUUUGAAAGCUCAAAGGCAGUGAUGGCGUGAUUUAAAAAGGGAACUAUGUUUGCCCCCCAAACUGCUUCCAGCUUACUGACUUUCUGUGCAUGCUUUUCAGGGGGCCAUUAGAUAUUCAGACGUCCCCCUGCCAGGCCAGCUCAACUUCAUAGUGGUGCAGACAGCACUCUGUUGGUUAGCUGAGCUGGCCUAGGGAAUGAAAGGUGGUCUGUAACUCUCACCAUGAAUAAACAUGAAUCUCCUCAUUUGCAUGAGGCAGGUGACUGUAAAAUAUCUUGGAGCAAGUUGUGAAAGGAGGCUUUGUGCAUCCGUGCCCAGGGGAAGCUGGGGAGGACUCGGCGUUGUUUAUCUUCAUUAGAAUUCCAUCUAGUGCUGCUGUUAUUGAUCUGAACCCGGGGCCUGGUGUGCUUAAUAAAGGAGGUGUACAUUUUAAUUGAAACAUGAAUAUUUAAGGAGGGGAAAAUCUUUUAAAGAGCCCUAAUAUAGUAGGAGGUUACCAUUUUUCAGCUGUCUAGGCCAUUUAGGAGUAUUUAUUCAAAAGGCUUCUCAUGUUUCGCAGAGGUCUUUGAGUUUGGCAUAAAGGAAAUCACAUCUCUUCUAGUAGCAAAUGUAUUAUAUGAAUAGAUUUAUUUUUUCCUUUGAUGUUUUCCCUUGGAUAGGUAGCAAAUGGUUUGUGUGUGUGUGUGUGUGUGUUUGAGUGUGUUUAAGGUGUUCUCUUAAGGUAGUGGUACCCUUUUUUAUGUCUUUGCCACUUUCUGUUGGACAGUAAUCAUGGCAUGUCCUCAUCAGUAUCAAUCAUGCUGCCCAGAGACAGCAGAAAAGCUAAGAAAGAGACCGACUGUACUAAUUAUUUUCUAGAGGUGUUUUUUUAAAUAGAUCCUAGUGUAUGUCCUUUCUAAAAAGAAAUGUAUUAAUUACAGGCAACAUGGUCCUGACCAAGGCAGGGAGGCCACUGUGGGAUGAGGUAGUAUUUCUCAAACUCGUUUGAAUAACAGCCCCACCAAGAAGCUUUUGUAGACAUCUUUCCCUUAACCACCCUCCCCCUGAAACUUUAAUUAUGUAGAUACAAUAUCUGCUUAUGUAAUGUAUAUACACCUACGCUUUAUACAUUAAAAGGCUCAGAUUUUUUCCUCCUCCAAAAACCAAUUUUUUGAAAUUUUUUUAUGAUAGUUGAUUUCUAACGUUCGGUCAAUUUCUGCUGUAUAGCAAAGUGACCUAGUCAUGCAUAUAUCUAAAGCACCAAUUUUUGUCCCUGGGAGCAAUCUCCCUUCUCCCACUGAGAAUGCAAAGUGGAGAGGAAAGAACCCAGGCUGAGAGCAGCAAGAGGGUCUUCUGACAGUCCCAGCAGUGGCCCCUUACCAGCAGUAUGACCUUGACCAUGUCCAAUAGCUGCCAAGUUCUUUCCCAUCUAAGAUGAGUAGGAAUAACAACAACAACAAUAACAAUAAUAAUAAUAACAAUGGUGUUUCCCUGAGUCAUGGUGAGAAUUAGGCCCUCAAAGGUAGGCUUUGUAAGUUGCCCCAUGCAAAUGGGAGGUGCUGAUCACAGCAGACAAACAGUAAUUUGCACUUGGUUGUGCAGCAUAAUUGAGCUGCUUUGAUUAGUUCAAAUAUCCGUAAAUAUAGAUUUUCCCCUACCUCAGUAUGAGGAGCCACCAAACUUUGGUUUGGAUGCAAAAGGGGAUUUUGAGCACGGUGGGGACAAAUUUCUGAGGGAGGAGGAAGUCCUCUUGUACAGGGUUGCGGGUGAUGAGGGAUGCCCCUCUCCCAGCUGCCCACAGAUGUACUGCAGGUGAUGCAGGAGCUUAGCCAAAAUCUCAGAGGAUGGACACCCUGGUCAUUCAAAGGCCAGGUCCCCCACUGCCAGCUGGAUAACCUUGUGCGAGGGAUUCGGCCCUGUCGGCUUCAGAUUCCUCAUCUGUAAGAUGGGGAUGGGAACAUUACCACGGCUGGGCGGGUGCUAAGCCCUGGACCGUGUCGGGCACAUAAACUACUUAGCUGAGUCUGGCCUGGAGCAAGCACCAGGUGGCACAGGGUUCUAAAUGCCUCUGAAAAGGAAAAGGAUAUCAUGGCAAGGCUGGCAGCAAACAUUUUCAGAAAAAGUAGACAGGCUUCUCUCUAGAAUUUAGUAAUUAAUGUAAUAGAAUGCCCAUCUCAGUGUGCCAUCUUAGUGGUCCCAGCUACACAGGGUGUGUGCACGUUUUAUGAAGAAACAGGUGCGGCUGUAAAGUGGUUCAUUUCCAGGGACUGUCCUGGCCUGGUGCCACUAACAGCCUGGCCUUGUCUCCUCAUGAAGGGGUUUUGUAUGAGGAUCCCUGAGUCAUCCAGAAAGAAUUAGAUUUUGUUGACUCUGUUCUUAUAAUUUCAAUAAGAAAUGGUUAAACUGUUUAAAAUCUGUUUAAAAGUUGACUGAUAGGUUUAGUUGGCUGAAAACACUGCUGACGUGUUUUGCUUUCUUGACAUUUUUUAUAACUGGAGCGUUUAUAAAAAACGAUAUUUACUGUGAUUGAGUUGCACAAAUAAUUUUGGGACAAGCUUGACAACAACAAAGACACAUCUUGGGGGUUCCUUUAUGCACACGGUCUGGCUUAAGGCUCUUCUCAUUUCCAAAGCCUUCCUAGAAUCAGUGUAUCUUUUUUUAAAUGUGUGCCAUGUGGAAUUCCCAUUGUGGCUUAGCAGGUUAAGAACCCAACCAGUAUCCAUGAGGAUGUGGGUUUGAUCCUUGGCCUCGUUCAGUGGGUUAAGGAUCUCGCAUUGCUGCAAGCUGUGGCAUAGGUCACAGAUGCAGCUUGGAUCUGGUAUUGCUGUGGCUGUGGUGUAGGCCAGCAAGCUGCAGCUCAGAUUUGACCCCUAGGCUGGGAACUUCCAUGUGAAGCAGGUGUGGCCACAAAAAGGAAAAAAAAAAGUGUAACGUGCUAAAUUGAGACUUGCCAAUUUUGAGAAGCCAAGAAUUGAUAGGUUCUUCUGCUGGACAGUGGUGAGACACAUCAGUUCCUUUUUAAAAUAUUCAUAUCUUUUUAUUGAAUUAUAAUUGACAUACGGUAUCAUAUUAAUUUCAGGCAUACAACAUGGUGAUUUGAUAUUUUUACAUGCUCUGAAAUGACCACCACGAUAUAUCUGGUUACCAUCUGUCACCAUAUAGAGUUCUAACAAUAUUACUGACUUUAUUCUCUAUGCUGUACAUGACAUCCCCAUGGUUCAAGUGCAGACCAUCCCUGAACAUAAUAACAGCCACUCUUUCAGUUAACUGCGCUUUCUAACUCCAUUCAGUGACUUUUGGCACUUCUUUUCCCUUUUAUUAACUACACUUUGGGGCUCUGUAUGAAUUCCUAACUGGUUCCUAUGACCUGAAUUCCAUAUUCCAUUUUGGAUUAUGUGAGGGAUUUGAUAAUGGCACAGAAACCAUUUUAUUAGUCUAUGUCCAAUUAAAAGGACAUUACCUACCUAUUAAGUUAGGCAUAAAGAGAUUUAGGCAUUUUAAAUUAAAGGGCAGAUGGGAAACAGAGUUGGCUAGCUAAGAAGAGUACCAUUAGAUGGGAAUCUCUCAAGAAAUGCCAAGUCCUUUUUGAUUGAAAAGAAAAUGUUUAUCUUGUAUUUGUGAAGUAAAUUGUGUUAAAAGGGAGUUGAGAAUGCACUUUUACAGAGGGAUGUGUUUGCUAAGGUAGAACAGAAGUGCAUAAGGUACUGUCAUGUGGAGGCUCCUUCUUACCAGCUGAGGGUACCAGAUGUUGAGGUGUGGUGGGGGAUGGAGGGCAGAGAGGGAACCUAGAUAAGAUUAGAAUGAGACAGUGGUGUUUUUGCUAAGACUUCAGUAUAAGAGGUAGGAGAAGUUAAGAGAUCCUAAGUGAGAUUUCCAAAUAUGCCCUGAAAGUAUAACAGAUCUUGGGGCUGGGGGGUGAAAAUAUGUCUUUAAUUAUUUAAACGUGCAUCAUUCAACUGCUAGUUUACACUAUGGACAUGGCUGUGCAGGUGUUGCAAAAUCAUGCUUUUACAUCCGAGCACCCAGAUUAUCCACCUUCAUUUUCCCCAAUAGGAGCUAAAACAUUUGCCUGCCUGGUUAUGCAGAUGCUGGCCUGCCUACUCCAUAUCCAGGCAUAGAUAUAAGCCACUGGGUCUAACAGAUCAAAAGCAGGAGCGAAGGUUGAGAGCCAAAAAGAGAUUACCAAAGUAAGGCUCAAUUAAAAAAUGUAUUAUUGUUGAUUUACAUUGUUCUGUCAGUAUCUGCUAUACAGCAAAGUAACCCACUCUUAUAUCUAUACACACUCUCUUUCUCAUAUUAUCUUUCAUCACGUUCCAUCACAAGUGAUUGGACAUAGUUCCCUGUGCUGUAUAACAGGACCUCAUUGGCUCAAUUUUACAGUAGUUUCUCUAGCCAGUUCUUACAGGGAGAAACAUCAACAUGGAAACUUGAAUUUGAAAGAUGAGAAUUCUAAACUACUAGUUUCUUCUUUUCCUACCUCCCUCUCCCUUUUCUUUUGUUGUUUCUAUGUAUUUUCCAUGCAGUUCUGAUAAAAUUAAAUAUAAUAGUGAGUGCUCAGUGAAACUAUGUGGGAGGAAGUCAUUUAGGCAAGGAGUCGACUCAGAUAUCCUUCCCACACCUGGCCAAUGCCUUCUCUAGGAAAGUUCUGAAGCCUGCCAGUAUCCCUUUGGACAACAACCCAUUGAGACGCCCUUCAAGUGCUCCCUCUGGUCUAUCCUCAUGAAUACCCACACCUAGAGCUUACCACAGUGAACUGCAGCUGUCUAACUCAGAUUUCCUGUGAGUAGAGUCCUGCUUUUUCUAUAUUCAUGGGAUCUGCUCAGGAUCUGGGAUAUAGAAAGUAUUCAGCAUAACUACCUCACAGCACCUAUAAACAGCCCGGCCAUGUCAGCAUUCCACUUUUGGUUACUAAUAAAAUCUACACUUUAGGUGCUAUCCAUUCUUUCAACAAAUGUCAUUGUGUGUCCACAACACAGUCGAUACUGCUCCAGGCACUAGGAAAUCAGAAGUGAAGAAGACAGGUGGUUCCCGCCCUCAUGAAGCUAGUGGUCUGGUGAGUUUUUAUUUGGCAGUUUAUGGACUAGACCCUCUUGAGAAACCAUCAGUGUAAGUCACCUGAUCAUGGUAAGGUCCUCCACCGUCCAUCUCCUCAUUGCCUUGGUUCAGAUAUUCUUCUUCUGUCCACAUCUGGUAGACUGAGUGGCUGGUUGCAGUUCUUCAUUGUUCCAUGGGACUGGGAUAUCUCCACAUCCUUGCCAAGACCUCAUGGUGAGUGCAGCGUAUUUCUUCUGUCCUUCAGCUUCAGACUUGGCCAAGUGACUUUGUUUCAGCCAAUGAAAUGUUCAUAGACAUGAAGUGAGCAGAGGCCUAUGACUUGGGUUGGGCUCUUGCAUUCUGCCUUCAUCAAGAGAUGAAAUAAAAACAUGAACAUCCUCUUGCCCCCUCAUUGCAGGGGCAAAGGAGUUACAGUUUCCCUACCUACACCGCAGAAUUAUAGCUUAAAACUCAUAGACUUAUGAGAAGAACUUCUCAGCGAUGGGAUUAUUUGUCACUCAGCAUUAGUGUUACAGUAGCUGCUUAAGAAACCAACUAUAGCAGUAACUUCCCUCCCAGCUUCGAAACCUUGCCACUUUCCAAAUAUCCUCCAGCACAGAUCUGACCAUAUUAUUCUUAAUUUUGAUCCAUCUCUGGCCAUGCAUUGUCUGCCUUAUAAAGUGUCAUAACCUUAGCAAGAUGUUCAGAAUUCUCUUUAAUUGUCUACCAUACUUUCCCUGCCUCAUCCCUAAAUCUUCAUCCUCUGCCAGAAAUGUCUUCCUCCAGCUUUCUGUUGAAAUUCUACUUUAGGAUUUUGCACCAGGACCACCUCAGUAAGAAGGUUAUAGUCUCUCUUUCAUUAAGAAUGAAAUUCUGCACCUCUGCCCCCAAAGCAUGGAAUUCAAAAUUUCUCUCGGAAAAUGUCUUCGAGCUGUAGAAUAGGAGUGUAUUUAUAAGUCUAUCUUUGUAAAUUAGGUAAAUAUGCCCUUGGAAACAUGAACAAUAGCUUUAAAUCUUGAUAUCCUACAGGUGUUUUUAAAGUAUAAUCUGCUCAAUUAUUUGGGGUUAAAUAUUGAAUGAAUGAAUUCCAGAAAUGUUUAAUUCUCUCAUUAGUGAUAUUUGCCCACCUGGCCAAUCAGCUGAAUUAAUUUAUGCUAUUUUCAUGUGGGAUGGUCACUGUCAUUCAAUCCCUAGUGACCACAGGUACUAAAUAUUCUGCAAUUCUACAGAAUGAAGAAUUUUCUUGCCCCAAAUUCCAACAGGCCUUAUUGAGAAACACUUCUAGACCCUUCAUUCCAAAUCCCUUCUUCAAAUGUCAAAUCUUUGAGGUCGUUACAAACUGACAUUGUCACCCAUGUAUUAGGAAAAAUGAAAAUUUUUUUCCAUAUCUUUAGCUUCGUAGAAGAUGGAUAGAAAGCCUCAAAAGCAUUGAAGAGUUGCAGAAUAAACAGAUUUUCUCUUUUCCAGGGAAAGUGGUUGGAGCCCCUAGUUAUAUAUUUUUUUAAAAAUCCCUGUUUUAUUUUUUCACCUUCACUCUUUCUUAUAUCACUCUUAGGCCUGCUUAACCCACAUGCCCUGGACAUUUGGGGAAUACUCUAUUCCCUCUCAAGUCUUUGUUUCCAGACCAGUGGGGGAAGCCAUACCAAUAAUGGUAUCUAUUUUUUUUUUUUUUUUUUUUUUUUUUACCAAAUGGCCACCAAGAGGCCUUCCAAGGCAGAGGACAAAUGUGCCUUCCAGCAGCCAUCCCAUUUGAAUGACCACUCUCUUCCCAAGCACGCCCAAGAAACAGGGGCCGGUAUAUAGCAUGUCAAAUAGUAAACGUGAGCCCAACAUGCAAAUUGCAAAAAUUAUCUUUUGCAUUUUACCUUUAUCUCCUCAAAUGUUCUUAAAUUAGAAAAAAAAAAUGUUUUGGCAUUCUUUGUCCUCAGAGUAGGAAGAUUUGAUUCUUGCACAGUGAUUGUGUGUUUUAAGCACUGGAGGUAAUCAAGUCCCUUGAACUUUUCAGCUCCUGAUUUCCUUAUUUCCCUUUCCCAUAUCUGUUUGCGUAGCUUGGCUGGAUCCGAGGUGUAGGGCAUAUGGCUUUUUGCCGCUUGAGCUGCCACAGAAGAAAAUGUCAUUGGCAUAUAAUGCCAGAUUUCCAUUUUUUGAAUCACAGAGCAUGGGGUUCUGUCUGAAAGCUCCCAGGCCACUGUGUGUUCUUAAAGCAAAGGCAGAAGAGGAUAAGAACCACAUCUCAGAGAUGCUCUUCCUAUGAAAAUGUGUCUGUCGUGAUAAGAAAUACAUAAAAUGGUGAUGCUGUUGCCCUCAAAUGUGUUAGAAAAAGCUGCUUGGCUUGCUUUAGUGGGCACUGGGAAACCCUGGGUAUUUGCUCCAAGCCUCAGUGAAACAGAUACCAGUUAGUCAAGAAUGUAGAGUUAUUUUUGAAUUUUCUCAGACAGAUAAAAUCUGCUUGUGCACGUCCUGGAAAACGUAAGACUGAAUAAAAGAUAUUGAUGGUUUUUUGAUGCAGUGUACCAAAAUUUUGUAUUCAUUACAUUUUCAAGUUAUAAAACUCUUUUGGACAGACCUGGCUGAUUAAAAAAACAAAACAAAACCCUGAAGCUGCUGCAGACACAGCCUCAGGCUUGGUUUCCCACCCUCACACCCCCGUUCCCAACCCCCCUCCCAUGGUUGAGGGGUGUCAAGAGAAGGGUUUGGAAAUUCACAAAGAAAGAAUUUGUUCAAUCAGUAAGUUCAAUAAAUGAAGAGUAUAAACCCUGAACCCAGGGAGUGGGAUUCAAACCCUACCGCCAUUAUUUCCUUGCUGGGUGAUCUUGGGAGGAUGAAUUCCCUUGCUCUAUUUCUCGGUCUCUUCAUCAGUGAAAGAAUAUAGUUAGAGCUAAAUAUAACUGUUGUGAGGGUUAAAUCAGCCAACAUGAACCUGAUUGUCUGAAAUGGACAGUAUUUGAUUGUUUUUGAAUUGUUGCAAAAUUAUAAAUUCUUUAUGGCUUAUCCUAAUAUAUAUAUAAAGCACCUGGGCCAUUUUCAUGAGGACUACAAGGUGCUCCAGGAAGACAUGGUUUCUAGUCCAGUUCUGACCCUGGAUGGUUCUCCUACACCUGCACUCACCCGCCCUCCUCCUUUUCAGACAAGGCAGCACCUGAGGCGGAUUCCUCCUCCUGUACUUUGGAUUCUCUCCCGUCUCCUCUGCUCCAGGACUGCUCCAUCAGAAUCCCUUCUAACUCUUACAUCAUUAGUCUCAUCCUCUUAGAUGCUACCUGCUCACGAGCAUCUAAACGUACUCAAGUCUCCCAAACUUUAAAAAAUAAAUAACCCCUUCUUGGAGUUCCCAUCAUGGCUCAGUGGUUAGCGAAUCCGACUAGGAACCAUGAGGUUGUGGGUUCGAUCCCUGGCCUUGCUCAGUGGGUUAAGGAUCUGGCAUUGCCGUGAGCUGUGGUGUAGGUUGCAGACAAGGCUCGGAUCCCGUGUUGCUGUGGCUGUGGUGUAGGCCGGCAGCUACAGCUCCGAUUAGACCCCUAGCCUGGGAACCUCCAAAUGCUGUGGGAGUGGCCCAAGAAAUGGCAAAAAGACAAAAAUAAAUAAAUUAAAAAAAAUAAAAACCCUUCUUGAUCCUCUAUCCACCUCCAGCCUGGGUGCCUCUAUUUACCAUCUUUUUUCACUUCACUUAUUAAUCCAUGGCAACCUGUCUUCUGCCCUCACUAAAAAUGUAACUAAGCAGAAGGAGAGAAGUUAUGACUCUAAACAAGCACUAAAUUAUACUGUCAAUACUUGAAAAGCUCUUUAGCCACAAAAGCCAUCAGUUUUGACAAAGUCAGGAAUGACCUCUAAUGGACAUUUUAAAAUCUCUGUCUUAUUUGCUUCCUUUGCAGCACUUGGCCCUGUUGGCCACUCUUUUCUUAGAAACUAUUUUACUGUGGCUUUGGACAUGAACACAUACACAAGAUGUGUACGUGGUACACUGUGUGUGUGUGUGUGUGUACACAUAUAUAUGGAUCAAUGAUAAUUAUUUUACUUCCUCUUUUAUGUAUAUAUGGAAGAAAUAAAGUAAUUAUUGUCGUUCCAGUUACUAGUGAUAUUUUUAGACAAAAAAGUUAAAAGGUAACUAAAAAUAUCAUUCAGCUCAAGAAGAGAAACAUGACCCUAAAAUGCACUAAUACACAAUCUGAAUACUUGAAAACCUCUUUUAGCCACAAAAGACGUGAUUUCUAAGAGCAAAUGGAGAUUGAGAGGAAUCAUUGAGUUGUUCUCAUUUAAGACUUGAAAGAAGUCGUAUUGUUAUGCAUCUCUGCUCUGAUGAAGAAGACAUCAAAAAUUUUAUAAAGAUAAAUCUUUUAUCCCCUUCUCCUUUAUACUUAUUGGCAUCUUCCCUCCUCCCUCUUCAGUUUCUUUUCUUUAGCCUAAAAAUCUCUCCUAUCCUUAAAAAUGUUUUUUCACCCCUCGUCCUCUUUCAAGUUCUUUACAGUUUCUUUCUUACCUCCUGCACUGAACUUCCCAGGAGAGAUUGCCAUCUCCUUGCCCACUUCCUCCACUUGCUGUGGUUUGACAUUCACCCAAGUCCACCUACUGAAAUUGCUGCAUUUGGGUCCGCAGUCACCUCCUGAGUGUCAAGUCUGAUGGCUUGUUCCAUGUUCCUCAUGCUCCUUUGCCCUAAAGUAUUAGCUUGUGUCCCUACCUGGGCCUCCUGGGAUCCUCUCCAUCCCUGGACUCCCAGGGCACUGCCACCACCUCUCACUGACCCCUUAAACUAAGGCAUUCCCCAGGCCUUCUUGUUUCUCUCCUGUCACCUCCUCCUCCCCUCCCACAGUCUCAUUUCCAAUCAUCCGUCACCUCUGGGAGUGGCACCUUGUCUCUUAGAAGUGGAACCUUGGAAUGAUUCCUGGCUUUUCCUCUCCUCUUCUCCUAACAGGUCCAGAUCCUCUGGAUCUACCAGUGUAGGAAAAAGGGUUGUCUGGCUGUUACCGCUAGUACCCUGCUUCCUGCCACCAUGACCUCUUGUGGAGACUAUGCUUGUCUCUUAAUGUUCUCCCUGAAUCUGGACGCAGCCCAUCGAUGAGUUCUCUUUCCCCUAGCUGCCAGAAAUACCUUUCUAGAACAUAGGUCUUCUAACAACACAUCUGUUCCCAAAAACCUUUGGUUUCCUCUUCUUGCAGUGUGAUAACCAAGCUCCACCAACCUAUUGCAAACCACAUUUCUAAACAACAUGCCCGCUGCACCCUAACACACCCCUACUAACCUAUAGUGAAUCAUAUCGAUGGCUCCCCAAGCACACCUCGCACAGCCAAGUCUCCAUCCUUAUCCGUGUUCCCUCCACCAGGAAGACCUUUCACCCUUUCUGUUGAAAGACCUUUCACCCUUUUUAUUGAAAUUGUGCCCAUUGUUCAAGGCCCCUCCCAUGGGUUCUGCAGAGCCCUUUCAAGGAGGCAGAAAUAAUUGUUUUCAUUUAGGUGCACUUUUUUUGGGGGGGGCAGGGUUUCUAGGGCCACACCUGCAGCACAUGGAAGUUCCCAGGCUAGGGGUCAAAUCGGAGCUACAGCUGCUGGCCUAUGUCACAGCUACAGCAACGUCAGAUCCUUACCCCACUGGGCUGGAGCAAGGAUCGAACCUGAAUCCUCUUGGAUACUAGUCGGGUUUGUAACCCCCUGAGCCACAAUGGGAACUUCUAGCUGCACUUGCUUUUUCCCUUUCUUGUAGCACUUAACAUGCAUGGCCAUACAUUGAGUUUGAAAACUUCUUUUAGCCAAUUAACUUGCUUCUAAAGGUCCCAACCACCCUUUGUCCCCCCUCAUAGCUGCCCAAUGCAAUGCUGUGGAAUCCUGGAAGGACCUACUAGAAACCUUGCUCUUAGAUUAUAGUUCAUUAUCUGCACUCUCUUCCACUCUGCUUUUGAGAAUAAGGACAAAUUCGGCCUCACCUUUCUAUCCCAAGAUGCCUACCAAAAAAGUAUACAGGUGUGCAACAAAUGUUAAGCAGAUUGAGUUUUUAAUCUAGCCAUUAGCAGGUGGUGGGCAGAGAAGCCAAUUAAAAAAAAGAAUAGGAGUUCCCGUCGUGGCGCAGUGGUUAACGAAUCUGACUAGGAACCAUGAGGUUGCGGGUUCCGUCCCUGCCCUUGCUCAGUGGGUUAACGAUCCGGCGUUGCCGUGAGCUGUGGUGUAGGUUACAGACGCGGCUGGGAUCCUGCGUUGCUGUGGCUCUGGCGUAGGCCGGUGGCUACAGCUCCGAUUCAACCCCUAGCCUGGGAAUCUCCAUAUGCCGAGGGAGCGGCCCAAGAAAUAGCAACAACAACAAAAAAGACAAAAGACAAAAAAAAAAAAAAAAAAAGAAUAGGUUAAUCAUGUUUUAAAAGGAAAAAGCACAUCCCAGAACAAACUUUGCAAACUAUAGAACAAAUUCCAGUGGUUUGUGAGGUUGAGUAACUCCCAUCCUCCCCUCCCUUGUCUAUAUCAGGCGACAGACCUGGAGUUCCUUCUACAGAAAGAAGAUGAGAAAUUGGCACCCACAGUGACACUAAAGGGCCCCUUGCUACCACUUUGCUGGCAGAAACCUUGACAUUUCAACAGAAUUUUAAGAAACAUGUUGGGACAAACUUCCUCUUGGGAAAUUCACCAAUUGACCUCAUCUAUAAAGCCAUGCAAUAUAAUGCAGCAAUUUAGAAUCAUAGACAUUCCAGAGAGAAAAAUGAAAGGUCUUCCUAUAGAUGUUCAUUUUGUUGUUAUUUACAGUGGCAAGAAAAUGGACAUUGACCAAGCAUUUCAGCAUGAGAACAUGAUAAACUAAUUUGUGGACACUUUUAAUUAUGUGUCAAAAUUUUCAGUCAUUUAAAAUGACAUUUGUAGAGUCUCUAACUAUAAGAAACAUUUUAAAAAUAUUAUAUUAAAUGGGGGAGGAACCGGGCUGCAAAAUUAUAUCUUAACCAAGUAAAAAUGCAAACUAAGAAGGUUUGUUAAAUUUGGAAAAUUGUAACCGUGUUUUCUUCUUCAUGAUGUGAUUAACUGUCAUUUUUCUCUUUUCUCUACUAAAUAUGUAAGUCCUUACAGUCAAAUUAAAAAAAAAAAAACAACUUCAAAGUUUGGGGGUUCAUGCUGCUACCAAGCUCCGGUUGUGGUCUGAUAAGUGGUCUUGGUCUAGAGGGUAUUCUUUGACUUCAACAGCUCCUGUUAUAAAUUCAGGCUAAGUUUGUUUAUUUGUCCUUCAGAUAAAGCAUGGGGUUGAGCCAGCUGUGCUGGCCCAGCCAGGGCCCUGCAUCCUCAGCCUGAAGUUGAUUGGUGCUAAGAUCAAAACCCUCGGAGGCUCCAUUCGAGGAAGUCUCAUUAACUGGGAAAAAGUUCUGAGCAGAUGUGACAUCUUUGAAAAAAUGAGCCAUAUCACAGACGGAGCUGGGCCCAGCACCUGGGCUGCUUGUAAAAUGGGUUUUCAAAGGGGAGGUUUCUAGACUGCUUUCCAGCGCAUCCUCUUCUCACUCAGGCUGGAGGUUGCAGGAGUGGGAGGAAGAAGGGAUGGGAGACAACCUGAGAUGAGUCACUGAGAUGUUUUCAAAGACAUCUUCAGCUCCUCACUUUAUCCAUGAGAUUGGGUAGAAUGACAGAGGAGUACUGAGAAGGAUUUGUCACUGCAAAGGUUUGCAAAAAGAUUCUGUAGUCUUGGCUAAGGUAUCAGAGACAUGUAGAGAUGGUAUUCUCAGUGUUGCGUUAAUAAAUCUGACUCUAAGGAGUUCGCAGUAUUGGGGAUAGCUCUGGAAAGGGAUAAUUACAAAAUAACAUGACACGUGCAGUAGCAAAAUCCCAUACAUUGUAUGAGACUAAUUCACAGGAGGGAUUGUAUAGAAGAAGGACUCUACUUUGGAGGGUUUUAAUGUACGAAUAGAAGCUUACCAGGAAAGCUGAACAGAAUUAACUGGGAAGAGACAUGAAAUAUAAUGAAUACCUAAAAAUAAAACUUAAUAAAAGGAGCACUAUUACAUUGAAGAUAAUAAGGCUGUAUUCUUGGCUUCCCAAGACUUGAAAGAAACAUGAGACAACAUACAUUUAUAAGUACUUUCUAAACAUUAGUUGCGUGACUGGAGACCCAAUUCCUCACUUAAAAACUGGACUUUUUUGAUGAAAUAUAUUUUUUCAGUGUAUGUAUAGAACAACUGAGGUGUCUGACACACAAUAGAUUCCCCCCAAAUAGGGACAAGAGCACUUAUUCAUGGUUAAACAUGUGUCAUUAUUUGAAAUAUUUGCUUCAUAAUUCUCAUGCUUGUCACUGUAUUAAGAGAAUUACAGGCAAUGAAUUUUGGAAAUCAUGUUUCAUGUUUGCCUAGGGAUGGUUUGCAGGUGGAGCAUUUUUGCAUGUAAAUGGAUUGGUUAUUGCCCUUUGGGGGCCAGUUUUUAUUUAUAUUAUCAAAUUAACUCCUUCCUGCAAUUACUGGCUUAAAAAAAUGCAGGCAAGUACUGAGCAAUAAAAUAAAAUUAUGUUUUAGUCUGAAUUUAAUUGCUGCACAAAUUAGGUUGCAAAGCUCAUUCUUUGUGAGAGUUGGGAAUAACCUGUUAAUAUCAUCUGCCUAGGGGUCAUGGUUCACAUUUCAAAGCUUCCUCUAAUUGGAAGUAUACUAGAGAACAGUUUGCAAGCAAUCUGGCUCUUACAAGCUGAUAAUACUGAGGGACUGAGUUUAAGAAGAAGCCCGUCCUUAUGGUGGCAAUGCCAGUUUGCCAUGAGUUGUUUUCCUAGAGAGGUGCUGGGUUGUUGCUGAUAUUGAAACACUGGUUGUUGCUGGGUACAUAGUUGUAAUGUGACUGGCUGCUGACAAAGCUCGCUUCUUUAUCAGGGGACAAUGUAAAAAUAACGGAGUUUAAAUAGGACUCACCCUAGAUUUUCAUAUGGUGACCCUCUUGGUCCCAUGGGUGUCCUCAUCUUGUGGUUUCAUAUCUGGCUCUGUGCAGACCUCUUGGACUUUCUUCCAAGCCCUCCAACUCCUGCUUUACCCUCCCCCUUCACAUCUUAGAGCCUGACCUCCUGGAAGUUGACUGACUACCACCUCCCUCAUCCUCCCUCCUUGCCUGAACGAACUGCUUCUACUUCUUGGUUUCCCGCUUGCUCAGCCAACUCUCCUUCUCCUUCAUCCCUGGUUUACUCUGUUCUGCAGUCGUGUGAUCCCUGUUCCAAAAGGAGACCAGAACAUACAGGUCAUCUGUGAAUCUAUGAGCAGAAAGAGGAGAGAAAGUGAGGGCAUCAAAUGUUAACCAUUUGGUAAAACAAUACAUUUAAUCUCUACCAGCUGCCAAGAAGAUCAGAAACUAAUUUUUUUCUCAAAAGGUAGACUCCUUUGCGUGUGACAUCCUUUGUUUUUCAGAAUUGGGAGAGGUUAAUUUAUGCAUUAGGUCUGAAGACCAAGAAGAAUGUGAUGACAGCCCAGAAGCAUCCCUUUUCCUAAUGGUGAAGAAGCUGUUUCCCAUUUGGCAUCACUUAGAGAUUAUCCUACCAUUGGCCCAGUAGCUUUUUGCCACCAUAUUGCAGGUGGAUAUGCUUGGCAAGGCUGAGCUGAGGAUUUUGGCAUUUUCAUUUUUCCUUUUUGGCAUGAUUUUUCAUCAGCCUACAAUUCUGGAAUGCACUUCCAUGGUAUAUUUGAAAAAUUUGAGUUGGCAAGACCAUAAACUUUCAGAAUCCACCAACUAUUCCUUUAAAAGCAGUCAGAAUUAUAAAGGAUGCUUUAUAUUGAGCCUUGCUCUUCUGGCCCCCGUGUUCUUCUCAGGUUAGCUCACUGCAUUUGGACAAGUCCUUCACGUCCCAAGGACUUCUAGACCUUGACUUUUCGAAACCUACAAAUGCAAAUCAUGGUGACCACCUGCCAGAGGUCUGUGCCCUAAAAGAAGGGAGCAAAAAUGCAUAGAUUGGAGACCUUCUUAUAGACGGGUUUGCAUUUUGUGAAUCUAGUUUUAUUUCAGUGUUUGUGGGUUUUGCUUAUAUUUUCGGCAUUUUUAAGGGAAUGUAAGAAUAGCAAAGUUGAAGGAUAUACUUCUAUCUAUGAAUGCCUCAUCAUGAGUUACAAAAUAUGGCUUAUUCUUAGAUGCUAAUGGAACAGUCUUACCUGCUCCAGACUCCUUGCUUAUGGGCACUCUGAAGCAUACUGCAGUACACUGCUCAUGGUGCUUCACAGACAGACACCUAACUUUGAAUCUUGGGUCUGUCACUUACUGGAUGGUGACGUGGACAUUCUACUUAUGUCAUGGAUCUUAGCCACCCUUGCUAGAAAAGGGGUCUUACUAUCAUAUCGGCCCACUGAAGCUCUGCACAUGCAUUUUCUAUUAUUUCUGUCUUCUUCCCAUAGACGUUGAGGCUAUAUCACAUAGAGCUUAGCAUCCUGGGACCCAACGAUAAAGUAACAUUAAUGCAGGCUUUGUAAAUUCUGCUUAUGAUCACCUCAUCAUGAGGGUGAAAAAAAAAAAGCAGCUGCUUGGGUAUGAAGAUUUUUCUGUGGAAUAUUAUUAUAAUUACUUCCCCCUGGGGAUAAAAAGAUGGGUAAAAUUAUCCUGACCAUGUAUAGCUGAGGGUUUGCAUAUGUUUUGAUUUUAAAAUGAACCAUGUAAAAGUCAGAGCUAACUAUAUAUACCAGCCAGCCCAACUGACUAGAGAAAUCUCUCUCCAAUGUCUCUUGAAUGAAAUAAUGUUAUUAAACAGACCAACUGCAGUUUAUACUUCUGACCCAUUAGAACCGAGUGCUUAUUCCUGACCUCACACCCAUGGGGCACGUGGUCUAGUCCGGUCUGUACUGGGCCUGAUUCUGUUAGGUGGGCGUGAAAUGAAGUCAGUGUGUGGGUGUCCUCAUGUUCCUGGGCCUGGUAGGGACAGAGGGUAUCUGAAGAAGGCUAAGACGUAGUUGGAGGUGAGCUUCGUGCAAUAUACACCCUACUUGUUUGGAAUUGACUUGCAGCUCGUUUUGACCCUAAUGGCUCUCUCUUAAGAAUCAACCAAACAGGAGUUCCCGUCGUGGCGCAGUGGUUAACGAAUCCGACUAGGAACCAUGAGGUUGUGGGUUUGGUCCCUGCCCUUGCUCAGUGGGUUAACAAUCCGGCGUUGCCAUGAGCUGUGGUGUAGGUUGCAGACGAGGCUCGGAUCCCGCAUUGCUGUGGCUCUGGCGUAGGCGGGUGGCUACAGCUCCAAAUCGACCCCCUAGCCUGGGAACCUCCAUAUGCUGCCUAGCCUGGGAACCUCCAUAUGCCGCGGGAGAAAUAACAACAACAACAACAACAAAAAGACAAAAGACAAAAAAAAAAAAAAAAAAAAAAAAAAAAGAAUCAACCAAACAAAAAUGGGACUCAGUGUAGCCACGACAUGAAUGGAGGAGGUCAUGCCCGCUACAUUCAUUGCCAGUGAUGAACAUGCACGAUGAUAAAACAGUGCCCAACUUGUGGAAGUAAUUUGUUAGGGACCAGAAGCAUUUGCUAUUAGCACCACCUCUUUAUAAUUCAGUAAAUGGAAUCUUCUUCAGCUCUCUUUUAAAUGCCCAGUAUAAGUGGUGUUCAUUUUGGUUCAAACCUGUAGGUAGAUUGAAGGAAAAUUUUGACAGCUAGUUUAGAAAUCACAAUAGUCACAACAUUUUCUGAUCCCCAAACACCUGUCACCUAAUGGAAUUUUUUGUUGUGUAUUUAUUUUGAACGUAUGGCAAAUGUACAUGACUUACAUCAAAUUUGGCGGGAGUUCCCGUCGUGGUUCAGUGGUUGACUAGUAUCCAUGAGGAUGUGGGUUCAAUCCCUGGCCUUGCUCAGUGGGUUAAGGAUCCGGCAUUGCCGUGAGCUGUGGUGUACGUUGAAGACGCGGCUCGGAUCCCAUGUUGCUGUGGCUGUGGCAUAAGCCGGCAGCUACAGCUCCGAUUCAACCCCUAGCCUGGGAACCUCCAUAUACCCCAGGUGUGGCUCUAAAAAGACAAAAGACCAAAAAAAAAAUGGCAAUAAUACAUUUUACAAAUCAUGUUUAUGAAAAGGAAUAGAAUUUAAUUAGCUUGAAUCUUCCCCAGGAAAAUGCAGGACAAAUGGUACUAACAGUGCCUACCCGGAGUAGAGCAGAGAGGAUAAGCCAUAGUGUGGGGCGAAAUGGAAAGAGACUUCUUCUGAUUUUAUUCAGAUGUCCAGGCAUGAUUUUUCCGAUAUUGGAUGCUGUGAUUCCCUUCUCCUAUCUGCAGACAGCACAUAAUAAAUCUGAAUGUGUUCAGGAACCUGAUGAUAUGCUACCAGUAAUACAUUUUGAGCCUCUAGAGUCCAGGUUCAUGAAAUGUAUGAUUCAUACCAGUUCUUGGGAACUUGACAAGCAGAAGUUCAAAUAUCAAGGCAAUAAAAUCUAGGUUUCCCUUUUUUUGAGAUUCAUCAGCACUUCUCUAAAUUGGUGUAUGCUCUUUUUUAAAAUCUUAUUUUAUUUUUAUUUGAGUAUAGUUGAUUUACAGUGUUGUAUGAAUUUCUGCUGUACAGCAAAGUGACCCAGUCAUAGAUAUAUAACCAUUCUUUUUUUCGUGCUAUCUUCCUUCAUGUUCUAUCCCAAAAGACUGGAUAUAGUUCUCUGUGCAUUGCACCGCCUAGAAAGGGAAGAUUCCCCAGUAAGACCAGGUUAACUAACCCAGCCUGUGAUCUCGUAACGAAACUAGUAGACAGGAAUCCAUGGGGAAAUUUGGGGAAGACUUUUUCUAGAGAUUCUGUAGCUAUUCUGUAUAAAGUGACCCCUCUGGAAAUGUACGUGAAGCUGUUUAUUUUUCAGAACUAAAACCAUGACUAGCUAGGUGAACCAAAGUGCCUGUUUGCUAGCUUUUGCAGAGAUGAGGGGGGUGGAUUCUACUGAAAGCCAAAAAGUAUUCUCUGUCUACCUUGCAAUUUUGUCUUAAAAAUUAAUUCUCUAGGAAAAAAAAAUAACCCAAAGAAAAUUUAUGAUUGCUCUUAGGGUUCAGGAUAAUAUAUUAUCUACCUGUCUUCUUGCUGGCAGGUCUGAUAGCAUCUCUAACUAGCUGGUGAAUCUGGUCUUUCAGAAGCUCACCUAUUCUUUUUUCAUUUGCCUGCUCACCAGCAUUGCUACUGGGCCCCAAACUGUGCUUUGGGUACCCAUCCUCAACAUGAAAAUUGGUAGUUAAAGGAUAGUGACCUUUUUCUGAUGUAAAUGGGUCCUUUGGGAUGGCUUGGAGUGGUGAAACCCCCACUCUCAAAAAAAAUGCCUUUCUCCACCUGGUGCAUUAAAGCUUAAGUUAGGGUUAGUCUUUUUUUUUUUUUCUCCUUUAUUUAAGCCUCCCUUAGCAAUGAUUCUCAAACUGGUCUAUAUAAGAAUCCCCUGGAAAUCUUGGGAAAAUGUCUCUAGAGUCCUCCCCUGAGACUGUGGCUUAGGAGGGAUGCAAGGGGACCCUAGGAAUCCGCAUUUUGCUGAGAGCUCCACAUGAUUCUGAUACAGGUGGUCCCUGGAGAUCACACUUAGAGAAACUGGAGCUCGCAUCUUUUGGUGCACAUCCCAGCCCUGCCGCAUUUUAUCUUUAGAACCUGGGUCAAGCUAUUGAACUUCUUAUGCUUCCAUUUCCUCAUGCUGUAUAGCAGGGAUGCUAAUAGCUUCUCACAGCAUUGUUGUGAAGAUUAACUUGAUUCAUCCAGAUGAAAUGCUAUCUGGACUAUUAACCACUUAGUAAAUGUUAGCUAGGUCAGUCCAACAAGUUAUGCGUGCCUUGAAAUUAACUGUUUUAAUCAGAUUGAUAUCCUAUUAACUUGUUCAAGUCACUGGGGGAGUUACGGAGGUGUGUUGGGGAGCGGGGACAGGCAGUCAUUUAGUGAAGGACUUCAGUGACUUAUCAUUUCUCACAGGAGAAAAACCAGACUCUGACCAUGAUCUCCAGGACCCUGCAGGUCUGGCCUGUGCUUGUUCUCCAAAUUCAUCUCACCCUAUCCUUUUCAUCACCUUCACCCCGAUCAGCCACAUUUGUCUUUUUUUCAAGUUUUCAAGGACGCUACCCUCCUUCCUAGGCCUUGUGCAUCUAGGCAGGCCCUUUGCAGGUAUCAUUCCUAAUGUCUGAGACACUGUUCCCCUCACUUUCAACUCAUUUAACUUUUAUUCUUCCUUUAGAUCUUCGCUGAAAUAUCACUUCCUCUGAGACAUUCUUCCUUACCUCGAAAGUCCAGUCUUUUCAUGAUGUGUGCUCAUUGCACACAGCUCUCCUUCAUGCUCUGUAAGAAAGUUACAUUUUCAGAUUUUUUUUUGUGUCCUCUGCCAGGGUCAUCGUGCCAUAAGGCAAAAGGCAUGGCAGUUUGUUUUGUCACCUGCACAGUGUUUAGCAUAAACACUUACUAAAUAUUCGAACAAAUGAUUACAUUUUGAUUGAGGGAAGACCUGGUUGGAAUGGCAUGGUUUGGUAUAAAAACAGUGGCAAAUUGAACAGUCUCAGGAGGGUGAGAGGGAAAGAAAGAGUAGGUGUCCCCAUGGCAGAGAAGGGUAGACAGACGAGGUUAGAAAGUUUCCAGAAAGAUAGUAGCAAAACCCUGAGAUAUCCAGGGAGUCUGGACAGAGCAGAGAAAGAUGGCUGGGUGCCUGAGAGGCAGAGCUUGUGUAAGAAUUCCUUCCCAAGCUCACAGUAGCACGAGGAGACAAGAUGGAAAGCCAGGACAUAGAUUCUUGAAAGAGAAAGUACAAAUCAAGACCUUGGGCCAGAGCUGAGCACUUGGAGACAGAUGGAAAUCGGAUUUGGACAAAGAGUCGUUUAGGAAUAAAGGAGGCCUGGGGCUUCUCUUGCUUAUUAGGCACCGGGUGUGCGGUAAUGAACAGUUCACUUUGGCUCUAAGAACCAGAGACACACGAAGAGCUGGUGUCAGCUCCCUCCCAAGCCUGGUCUGUGUUAUUAAUAGUUUAAGGGCACCAGGCUUGUAGAGACCUUUAGGGGAAGGAUCUCCUUGAAAUUCACAACAGUGGGACAGAGAAUAAUUCCCUUCUCUUUAAGUGAAGCCAGAAUCAGAGCCUUCUUUUUACUUACCAUUUUCCCUCGGUCUCUAUUAUCAAGGGUCCGUUUAUUAUUCCACAGACCUCACCAUCUGAUCCCCAUCCUGUGUUUGACCAGGCCAUGCAGCCUUUCUUUGCUCAGUGGCGGCCCCUGCUGUUAAAGAGAAAGAUUGCAGCCCAUCUAGAAUGUGACAUUAACUCUGGUCAGGCAACCAGAAGAAUUCGGAGCAAGCAAGGGGAGGAGAGAGGGGGAAGCAAAUGGUCUGAGGACAUUCCCAGGGGGAUCCCCAUGUUCAGGGCGCCUUGGUGAAAUGCUAAUACGGAGAAGGAUCUGAGCCUAAGUGCUUUGUGCAAGCUUUUUUCCCCAAGGGUCCCUGUUUAGUUGCUUCAUUCCAAAGGUUUGCUGGGAACCACCCCCACAGUGCUCUCCAAGAAAUGCCAUUGGAAACUUUUAUGGGGGGGGCUUAUAGGGCUGUUAGAUGGCAACUAUUUUAAAAGAUGCCGUACUAAUUUUUGAGGUAGCUUACAGUAAAUUUGAAUUAGCGGUGGCGGCUCAGGAGAGGCUGUGUGUGUUUGUUUACAUCCUGAGUGGAAAUCAGAGUAUGGAUCCUCCCAUGGGAACCCUGCUGGGAUGCACUCUUGCAUGAGCGCAUUUCUGGGACUGUGAGCACCGUUGGUGCGUGUGUGCCAUGUGUCCAGAGUGAGGCCGUUACCUGACAUUUCUGGACAAAAACCGUUGUGCAAAGAGAAGGAGGGAGAAAGCAAACUCACAAUCAAAUAAAAGUAGGGAGAGGGGGAGAGAUGAGAUUGCAGUUGAUUAUGGGUCUGGCAGCAGAUGUUCUACACGAAUCCAACUCGCUGCAGCCAGUCUGUUUCCAUGGCAACAGAAUCAGUAAUUAUUGAGCCCAGGCCCUCCCCCUUUCUUUCUCCCAACAAGGUGGAGGCUGAUGAAUAUGAACUAUCUCCGGCCCAUCACCAGCACUUUCUUCUUCUUCUUCUUCUUCUUCUUCUUCUUCUUCUUCUUCUUCUUCUCCUUCUUCUUCUUCUUCCUCUUUUCCUUUGUUUUUAGUUCUUUAUAAGGAAAGUGGGAAUAUUGAGAGCACUCAGAAGCACUAUAUCAUUAUUGAUGAAAGAGCAUAGGGCACUAAAAUUAAAUGAACUUAUUGUUUUCUCUUGUGCUACUCCAAGAGAAAAUCUCUUCCUUGAAAAGCCGAUGAUCUCUGAAGAUGCUAAAUAAAUGAGCAGGAGUUUCCCUGAAAUGGAAGCUCCCUUUGAUUGGCUGAUCUUUCUGCGAUUCCUGCCAAUCGGAGCACCCCUGGGCUCCAGCUCCAUAAACAUAAGCAAAGCUACAUGCUUAUUCUUCUGGACUUGAAGUGUAUACCAUUCAAAGGUGUGCGGCGGGUCUCCAUUCACAUGGCUCAACUGGAAAUCUAUUUCGUGAACAAGCUUACUCAGGAACCAUCUGGUAUUCCAGCACGUUGCUCUUCAGGGGGACGACUUUAAGUCUUUUGGUGGUGACAGCGGCUUAGAAGCAGUAUUUGUAGUAGGGAAAGAUGGACUUACGGGAGCUUGGUAAUGCAGGUGGUGAAGGAGCAGGUUAUGAGAGCUCUUACAACCAAGCCUAGCUCCCUGGACCAGUUCAAGAGCAAACUGCAGAACCUGAGCUACACCGAGAUCCUGAAAAUCCGCCAGUCUGAGAGGAUGAACCAGGAAGAUUUCCAGUCUCGCCCAAUUUUGGAACUAAAGGAGAAGAUUCAGCCAGAAAUCUUGGAGCUGAUCAAACAACAACGCCUAAACCGCCUCGUAGAAGGGACCUGCUUCAGGAAACUCAACUGCCGGCGGAGGCAAGACAAAUUUUGGUAUUGUCGGCUUUCACCAAACCACAAGGUCCUGCACUAUGGAGACUUGGAGGAAAGUCCUCAGGGAGAAGUGCCCCACGAUUCCUUGCAGGACAAACUGCCGGUGGCAGAUAUCAAAGCUGUGGUGACGGGAAAGGACUGCCCUCAUAUGAAAGAGAAAGGUGCCCUUAAACAAAACAAGGAGGUGCUCGAACUCGCUUUCUCGAUCUUGUAUGACUCCAACUGCCAGCUGAAUUUCAUAGCUCCUGACAAGCAUGAGUACUGUAUCUGGACAGAUGGGCUGAAUGCACUGCUGGGGAAAGACAUGAUGAGUGACCUGACGCAGAAUGACUUGGACACGCUGCUCAGCAUGGAAAUCAAGCUCCGCCUCCUGGACCUGGAAAACAUUCAGAUCCCCGACGCACCCCCACCCAUCCCCAAGGAGCCCAGCAACUACGACUUUGUCUAUGACUGUAACUGAAGCGCCCGGGCCCAGAAGCACCCCCUCCAAAACUGGAAGACCUAGCUAACACGAGAGAAGAAUGAAUACUCGCCCACGCCUUGGAAUCCUCUGUGAUAGAGGGAAGCUGUGCAUCGCCACUUCCUUUGGCCUCACCUCUCGCCCCAGCGUUUUUCUGCCCCUCCUCCUUGGCGUUCUGCUCACUGACCUGAUUCUGUAUCUAGACUCCAUUGCUUUAGGUCACCUUGCACGGCUGCCGUCUAAGGGGGGAGAAAAGAAAACCCAUCGCCAGUAAGAGAGCCACAGGGCCCUUCCAUCUUCAUCCCAGCUGGGAAGUGCCCCCCUCCUGGAGUCUGAAAGCCAGCAGCACCAGACUGCCCCCGAACCCGCAGCCAGACCAAGGGGUAUGCCCCAAGGCCUGGAAGAAACGGUCUAGCUGCUUGAGGAGACCAAACACCACCUCCUCGUUCCCCUUCUCCCUGGGGUGCGCUCAUAUCACCAGUUCCAAGUGAAUUGAAAUCUGCUUCCUAAUCCCCUCCCCAAACCCAGCCUUCUCCUGCCUGGUUCCUCUCUGGUCCCCAGAGCAGCAGCCGCCAACGCAUCUUAGUCCUCGCCAGCAUUGGGUCUCCCAGACACGGUCAGCGGGUUUCAUGCCCACUUCGUGUCUGCCCUGUGACUGUGAUCACCCUUCCUGCCUCCCAGCUCGUCUUGGGUUUCCUCGCCCCGCCCCAGCCCAGACCUGCCGUCUUCAUUGCCACACACCCUUGCAGCCCCUUAGCUGAAAGCACAAAUGGUGAAAUCAGUCGUCCAGCGCCAUCUCUAAUACACUCAAUCUGAAAGCCUCAGUGACAGGCACUUGCUCUCUAAGGGUUUGAGGGUCCUUCUCCUGGGGGUUUUGCCGCAACGCAGGUUCCACAGGAUGGUCAGGCUGUUAGACAUCCAAGUUUACAUCAUUGUAAUUACUGCAGGUAUUGACAAUUUGCGAGGGUUUGGGGUUGUUGGUUUUGGGGGGUUUUUUGGUUUGUUUGGUUUUUUGUUUUAUUUUGUUUUUGCUUUGUUUUUGUACAAAAGAGUCUAACAUUUUUUGCCAAACAGAUAUAUAUUUAAUGAAAAGAAGAGAUACAUAAAUGUGUGUACUUUCCAGGGUUGUUUUUUUUUUAAUUAUUUUAAUCCUAAACAUCUUCCUGAGAAUAACAUUCCCCUAAACAUGCUGUGGAAUAAAAUUAAUUGUGAUGAGUUGGG
Messenger RNA from Sus scrofa (pig), 24786 nucleotides. Lineage: Eukaryota; Metazoa; Chordata; Mammalia; Artiodactyla; Suidae. The record is from RefSeq and is a predicted model, not a curated record.